CGUUAUAUAGAAUAAUUAACCAAAGUGAUUGAAAUCAACUUUAUUAACCCUCUGGUGAUUUACUAACAACCUUCCAUAUCCUUUCAAACCUCGUAACCAUAUAGUGAACUGCGUACAUAAACAGUUGCACUAAUGCCACAUAAAACACAGUAUACCAGAGCAGUAUUCAUCCUAACAGAUUCUAACAAACCCUGGUGUUGGAAUUUGACUGGUUUGGGAUCAUUAGGGUUAAUUCAUUUCGCUAUCCAUUAUCACAGUGGCAGUUGCUCAAGAGAGCUAUGCUUGGAGGAACACAUCAGAACUGGCAGUCGGAUAUCAUCUUAGAGAGAAAAGUACUGGACAUUGUCUCUGGCCCAGGGUUGUUUAUUCUAAAAAAUAUGAUUAAUCUAAAUUCUUUUCUGUAGCAGAAUACCUUGGCAGGUCCAAAACCAGUAUUCUUAGGUGGCACAGCCAGGAAGUUCCCUUUCUAUUUCUCAAAACAAUUAGUUUUGAAACCACUUUAAAAACACAGCCAUUAUAUCAUAUUUUCAGCCACUGUAAUUUCAAAUAUGGUCCUAGUAUGAGCUGUUUCUGCUUUUUACAAUCUUGAUAGGAUAGACAAAGGGAAGAGAAAUGAGGUUGUUUCCAAUUCUUUUGCAUCUGCUUUCAUGAGCCUUAAUUUGGGUGGUGGAUGAGCUUUCUGUUGUGAAAAUUGGGCUCACUAGAGCAUUUUUGAUAACCCUACCCCUGAGUAAAUUCUACAAUGUGGAACGUACAGCAAAACUAUUGAGUAUUAAUGCUUAAAUUUUAAGCCAUAAAAAGUGCUGCAUCAAUAAGUUUUAAAUGGAGAUCUGUUCCUGUCACCAAAAGAAAGAUUAUUAAUAGAGAUCAUUUUUAUAAACUUUACAAGUACGCAGACAUGCAGAAAAAAUGUAGUUAACUGUUUUACUCUAAUCUAAAAUUACACGUGGUUGAGGUAUAUGUUUGUUUUCAUAGUUUCCCUACUUUUGAUAUGUACCUUCCUUUCCAUUUACAACACAUGUAAUUAUGUGUAUUAUAUUUUGCUCACUCAAAACAAAUCAAAUGGACAAAAAAGUAUUUAGAAAAAGCAAAAACCUCAGUGAAAAUAAAGUUUUUACUUUCAAGACAGCUCCAACUUUCCUCUCAUUGUUAUGGUUUCACUGUUUUAAAUGAGGAAACUUCGAAUUCAUUAAUGUUAUUUUUUUUGAAACACAUUUGAAAAACGUACCUCAAAAUCUGGUGAACAGAAUACUGCUUUAAAUCUAUAUUCACAUAUACACAACAUUGAAGUAGUUGCAUGGCUUUGAAGAAUCACGGUACAUGUACAGUACAUUAGACAUUUCUGUACACUGAAAGAGAAAACCUAACAUAAACACCUAACUGCUAAUACAGUCAAAUGAAAACAAAAACUUCACUGAAAAUAAACUUUUUUAAUCACUUUCAUGUAACAAACUCAACAGUUCCUGAUCUGAGAUUUUCUGUUGGUUGUUGAAGAGAAUGAUAAAUUAGCUUUACUUUAGUAUAUAAGAUGAGAUUGCAAAAAAGUAGGAUUGAUAGCUGAAAAACUCUUUAGGCAGUGAGCACAUCAAAGCGAGAAUACAGAAGUAGAAGUAAUGGUGAAGUAUAGAUACAGAUAAAAAUAACAGUGAAUACAACUUUAUUGUCAGUCAGUAUUUUGUCAGUACUUCCAUUGCUUUUUAACUCUAAAGAAGCCAGAAACCUCGAACCUUCAUGAGUUUUUCCAGUUAUCUCUUGCAGUCAUUUGGACACCAAAUUUAUCAGUACCACACUGUUCGAGAAAUGCUCAUUCUCCCUUGACAAGUCAGUCAGCCUCAUUUUGGCCAUGUCUUUAAGAAGAGAAGUCCAGGAAUUUAAAGCUUGUCAUUACGAUAACUGUUGAUACUUUUGUUCAGUUCAACUUUAAAUUAAGGCCACCCUACCACCCAAAAAUCUGCUGAUCUAUUUCAAUUAUUUCUCCCUCGUCAUUCUGAAUCUUAAAAGGGUAUUUUCAACAUAUUGUUGGUAUGUGGAAUCAACUCCCACUUGCAGUCAUAUCAGAAUAUUUAUUUUCAUCCUCCAUGGCCCACAUUUUGGAAUUUUACAAAACUAAAUUCAACUUCAGCUUUGACUACAAUUUUUGUAUCUGAGUGUCAGCUUAUCGUUGUGCUGGUUGCAGAUGGCUUGAACAUAAGUAACCCAACACAUCGAAAUCGGGAAUAAAUCGUAAGUUGAGAUAUGAGUAUGGUCAGAAAGUGAAUUUCAUAAGCUUUCAAAUGGUGUGUUGAUGGUACCCUAUCAUACAUACAUACACUUCCGAACUAUACAGAACCUGCCACAUGGAUUUUUCAACAUUUACCCACGUCCCUACUUUACUCGGCCAUCAUGUAAAAUCGCCCUUGCGACUUACUUCUGAUCACGAUGUACUGAGUCACAUAUUCCCAAUUCUUUAUCUCCACUUGGCAGUCUUUCAUGUGAGUUUGUUACUUCUUCUGCUCUGGUAUCACACUGUGAUUUCUCCCUCCCCUUUCCGAAUUUCCUUUGAUUUUUCCCCAUUUUUUUCCCCUCUCGCAGGCUCAGCAACCCCUCCUGCCUUUAAUUCCUCCCCCACAUAAAUGUGGGCAAUGUCUUCUAUUGAAUACCCACCCUAAACAGUCGCUAAUUAUGUAAAUUCCUUUGCGUCUGAUUCAAUUCGCUAAAACUUCUGAUCAGACGUAGUGCACCCUCUAAUCCCAUGAAUGGCCGCCAGGUUUGUCGUCCUUUUCAGGUGUUAAAACCCUCUGCACCUGAAGUGGGGAAGGAUGGGAGGGAGCCAACUGUUUGGGAUAGGUAUUCAACAGCAGACCCAAAUUUCUGUGGGGGAGGAGUCUUCUGCCUUCAACCUACCCCAAACAAUCGCUAAAUAUGCAGAGUAGCACCGAGCCCUUGGAGGGGGGUGUGGCGAGGAUGCACUACAUAAUAUGGGAACCAGAGGAGUAUGAAAUUGUCAAACUUUAUUGCGGACCUGCCAAAUACUGUAGUUGUUAUGUUGUUCCAGAGGUGGACCGCUUUGAUGAGGAACCCUUCUGCAUCAAUGUGGCCCAUGGACCGCUCUGUCAUGUGUGGAGUCCUUUUGCAGAACAUUGGUGAGGUAGCAUGUGGUGAAAGUAGAUGGGGUCUUCUAGCAUGCUGCCUUGUAUAUUUCCUCCAUCGGUACACCCCUGAAGUAGGCCCAUAAUAUGGAAACUGCUCGGAUAUCGUGAGCUCUGAUGAGGUGUAGUAUUUUAUUGGCCACACAGUUCAGCCAAUCUGGGUUGGCAAACUUGAUAGCCGAAACUGCCCACCUGGCUAAAGUGUCUCUUGUCGCAACUUGGUGAGGUUUUAUUGUAAUGAAAAGCUAUGAAGAUGUCCCUCUGAGUUUUGUGGUUUUGGCUAAAUACCAUCUAAGAGUUUGCAGUGGGAACCAUGGUUUGUCUGUCGUCUGGAGUAUCAUUGUGUUUGGUAAUGUCUGGUACAAAAAGGAGGAUGGAAGGAAACUGACGGCUUCGUGGUGACAAACCCCAGCGGGAAUGAGACAAAAGCCAUGGGGUUCCCAACAAAUGUGGCCUUCUGUGAUGGACAAUGCUUCAGUUCACUGCCACGCUGUGAGAAAGUAACUCCAAGUAGGAGUGCCAGUUUCACUGAGAAAUCUGGUCUGUCUGGAAGGAUCACCAGUAGCCGGAUGAGAAGUCUGGUCAGAUGCAGGAACCAUGGUUGGUCUGGCCAGAAGGGGGCGAUGAGGAGGAGAAAACUGCCGGUAUUAGGGAUAUUGGAAGGAAAGCAUUGGCCAACAUCCCUUGCCAGUAGAUUUGAAGAGCAUUUGUUGCCCAGGUUUGCGGGUGGUAAAAUUUGGUGCAGAACACUGGCAGUUGGGCAUUCUCUGCCAAGGCAAAAAGAUUGAUGUUUGGUUUCUCAUAUUCGGCAAAGAUCUGUCCGACUAUAGUCGUGAGCAGAUAUCACUCCGUGGGAUGUACCUUUUCCCGAGAGAGAGAGAGAACGUCUGCAAUGGAGUUGUUGACACCAGGAAUGUUGGUUCCCUGGAGGUCGAUGUCAUGAUCCUGGGCCCAAAGGAACAUCUGUCUCAUCAGGAGGCAGCAGGCAGGGAGCAUGUGUGCCUCCCUGGUGAUUGAUCUAUGACACCACCAUGGAAUUGUCCGAACAGAUGAAGACUUGUUUGCCUAUGAUGCUUGGGUGGAAAGCUUUCAGUACGUUGAAUAAUGCCUGAAGUUCCAGUAUAUUGAUGUGAUUCCCUUGGAGCUAGAGGUUCCACGUUCCCUAUACUUUAAGUGGUGGUAGGGAGGGUCCAAAUCCCAGAUGAGAAGCGUUCGAGGUUAUAGUUAUUUCCAGGUUCACCUUGGGAAGGGAACUCCGAAAGAGAGGUGUCUCUUCACUUAUCAUCACUGGAGAUGGGGGCGGAUUAAGUUUGAGAUGGGGACCUAGAGAUUGAUUGAGUCCCAUUUCGGCCAGUAGAGAGCUAAAAGAUGAAGUUAUAAUGGAUGCAUGUACAGCCUGCAGAGUUGGAAUGAGGUCCACCAUGCUGGCCAUCAAGCUGACUGCUCGGUAGAAAAGACUUUCAUCCAGUCGAGAAGGUUGUCGAUGUGUUUGGUCGUUGGUGAGAUUAUACCUUGCCGAAGGUUGACAGAUGCCCCUAGAUACGUCGGAUAUUGCAUUGGGGUGAGAUUUGACUUCUCAUGGUUGAUAAUGAAGCCCAGAUGAUUGUUGAUGUCGCAAGUAAGACGGGCAGAAACCUCUGUUUUGCUGAAUGAUCUGCUGACGAUCAGCCAUUCAUCUGGGUACUGGAAAAGCAUGACGUCCCACUUUCAAAAGGUGAGUGUAACCGUCUUUGUAACAAUCUCAGGGAUGUGUAGAGGCCGAAGGGGAGAGCUGUGAAUUGAAAGAGGUUUCCGUUGUAUAGGAAGUGUAGGUAUUCGUCGUUGGAUGAAUCAGGAUGUGAUGAUAGGCAUCUUUCAAGUCUACGGAUGAGGUCCAACAUGGUAUCUGUAAAGAUUGGGUGACCGUCCGAAGGGUUUCCAUGUGAAAUUUCCUUUGGCAGAUAAAGUGGUUCAGAGGUUUGAGGUUAUUAAUAGGUCACCAGCUGUUGAGUUCCUACUGUUGAAAUGAAGCUCCUGUUUGCUUGAGAUUUGGGAACCGGGUGGAUAUCAUGCUUCCGAAGGAGAGAGUCUAUCUCGGACUCCAGUGCCUGUCGUUUGCUUCUGUCAGUACGAAUGAAAUCAGACGGGGGAUAGGUACAGACUCGUGAAUUCAAGGGCAUAACAGUAAUGAAUGGUCGCAAGCACCCAGCUGUCUGAUGUGACUUUCUCCCAAGACCCUGUGAAGAGUUGAAGUCGCCCGCUGAAGGGUCCAGGAUUGUGAGGUGGAGGCAGGUCUGAAUAGUCAGAGACGUUUACCCGGUCUGGGGCAGCACGACUUGGUAGUUCUUCCCUUGAAGCUUUUCUAGGGUGGUUUGGUAGGUCGAGAGGAGGAUGGACAGCCGCGAUUCGCCUGAUAACUGUGUAGACAAAAGGGGCAAAAGGAAGAGAAUCGCACUGGUGGUGCAUUCCGAAAUGCGAUUUUGCCGUACGUUAUUAUUAUUUUCCAGAAAAAUGUCUGCUUGUUUUCUUAACUACACUUAUUCUAUCAAUUUUGUAUUGUUUGUUGGAUCCAUUUAUUUCAGAUUUUUUAAAAUUUUACUUAAUUUUGCACAGUUUUGAGAAGUCAAUUACUCUCUCUGCAGUGGACAAUAUUCUGUCCUUCAGAGAGCUAAGUUCACGUGUGGUAGUCAUUUUCUAAACAAGACAUCCAAAUCUGUCGUCUUGAGCUAGGUCUAGGUCUUCACUCCAUUGGAAAUGUGCAGAGACGUGUAGACAAUAGACCUAGCCGUAGCUCUGAAAGCCCCUUUUGGACACGGCUCGAGUCGUCGAAUACGAUAAUCUUGUUGGUUCCCACUAUUUGGUACAACGUAACCAAGUAUACUCAAAGUGACCCUUACCAGUGUUUCCACUUCUUGCGCAAUCGGGAUUUCCCGAAACCAUUCCGAAAAACAGAUACCAUCACUUCGCUGGUUACCACCGCAUCAGUGGGCAUAAACUAAUGCAAGAUGCCGAUUAAGUCAUGUUCUGAAGAUUCAUGUGUUGUGUGUACCGUACGUAGGACACGUUUAUGCUCCUGUACGAUGGCACGGUACACUACAGGUUUGAGAGAACAAGUGGCUUAUCAAGCCCACAAAGUCAAAAGUAAAGCUCUGACAGCUUUGAUGAUAUCACAGAAGCAAUGUACACUGCAGCUAUUCAGUGUGAAAUACUCGGGAAAAUUACCCAGUAACUGCUGCCUCCAAACAUGGGAAUCGUCAUGAAUUUUGCAAGAUCUGCAGUACUGACUUUAGCAUUAGCCAUGGUGGACUUAAUGACGGCAAGAAGCAUGUGGAAUCCAAGAAACAUCAAUCCCAUAGCAGUGCCGUGGAAUCCUAUGCGAAGUUGACAGCUUUUUCCUGCACCAUCCUAUCACAGUGUCAUCAAUGCAGAAGUCAUGUUUACAGAGUGCGUGGUAGAACAUAGCCUGCCAUUGGCUUUAGCAGAUCACACAGGUAAACUUUUCAGACAAAUGUUCCCUAAUCUGAAUAAUGCAAAGAAGUAUGGAUCUGGUCAUACUAAAUCGACACACUUUGUGGACACCUUUGGGGCUCCCUUCAGCAUGGCGACGGAUGGAAGUACCAAUUAUAAAGAUGUUAAGUUGUACCCCAUUUGUGUGUUAUUUUGAUGAGGCACUUGAGAAAGCCAUGUCAGUGCUACUUUCUCUGCAUCAGUGUAACAAAGCUUCCAUCGGUGAAAACAUGCAUCUUCAAAAUACUAGAAUAAGAACUUCGUAAAUCUCAUAUCCCCUGGCAAACUCUUGUGUUUUGCUGCAGAUAAUGCCUCUGUCAUGUUUGGGAUACAUGAAGGUGUUGCUGCCUUCCUGACUACACAAGCACCCCCUGUUUAUAUUUCAGGUUGAUAACUAUGCCUUCAUGAUUUUGAUAUUUUUGAUGGGUCAAGGUCAGGAUCUGAAAAAGUUGAAACAUCUUGAAAAAAUAUAGUAACUAAAAAGGAAACUGCCAUGUCACCAUCCCCAAAUUGCCCUUUCCAGUUCUGUUGGCCUGUUCUAUCAUUCCGUUUGUCAGUUUUGUCAUGCUGGUGUUUCAAUAACGUGCAGUGAUGAGGUGUAUUCAUCUUUUCAAACCAAGAAAAUGUUUCGUGCAUUAUUUGUCAUUAGAAACCUCGAUUAAAGUUUGUAGUGUAGCAAUUCCCACAGAUACAGGUAUUUCAACAUUGUCCCAUCUAAAAACAUUGAUAUCCAGCUUCAGUGCCCCAAAUGUUUUAUUUUUAAACAGGGUGUGCUUGCCAUUCAGCGCAACUCAAGGUGGAUGAAUCACUCGUGGACAUUUACUGCUACCUCGAUAAAAAGUUCUAAAAGAAAGCAAGAGUUCCUAGCCAUCCAAAAGAGGACUGAAGACACCUCAACAUAAUAUACUGAAACAUGUAAUCACCAGGUGGAUGUCUUUAGGACAGUGCAUAGCAAGACUCUUAGAGCAGUGGGAUGCUCUUCCCUACUUUCAGCACCAGUUAGUAUUUGAAAGUCAACAAAAGAAAAAAGGUCUGCAGGAAACUGCUCCCAAGAAAGGAAAGUCCUCCAGCCUCACUAAGCCACCACACACCUCCAGCCUUUCCAUGCCACCUUCUGGCUCCAGCCUUGUCUGGCCACCACCCACGUCCAGCCCCACUAAGCCACCUUCCACCUCUAGCCUCACCAAACCACCUUCCACCUCUAGCCUCACCAAACCACCUUCCACCUCUAGCCUAACCAAACCACCUUCCACCUCUAGCCUAACCAAGCCACCUUCCACCUCUAGCCUCACCAAGCCACCUUCCACCUCUAGCCUCACCAAACCACCUUCCACCUCCAGCCUCACCAAGCCACCAUCCACCUCCAGCCUUGCCAAGCCGCCAUCCACUUCUAGGUCAGCUAAACCAUCAUUCACUGCUUCUACAAAACCAUCCACUCAUGGCACUGCCAAACUACCAACUCCUAGCUCAAACCCAGAGAGAAUUGUCAAAGUGAUGAUGGAUCCAAACACUAAACUCUCCUGUUAUUUUUUGAUGCGAGCAAUACCAGUGGUUGAUAAAUCCAAUACAUUUCUGCAGAAAGAUGAACCCUGCAUUUAUCUUCUCCACAGUGUAAUUUCUCAACAGUUCACUGACCUUGUAAUAAUAUUCAUUUGGCCACAGUGUAUUACAGCAGCAGAAGUUACGAAUGAUAUUGACUAUGGAAAGAGAAGCAACCAGAAGAGUGAUGAGGAUCCCUAUAUAGGUGUGUGUGCCCAAGCCUACUUACAAAAACAGGGACAUUUGUGUAACCUGGAACAGUUCUACAGCUGUGUAAGAAGGUACUAUGCAAAGGCUUGUGAGUAUAUGCUCCAAGCAUUCCUGUUUGGGGACAAGGUUCUUGUAAAUGCUGAAAAUCUUGGACAUAACAAAAAGACAUAAAAUCAGAUUCAACAGAGGGAAUUCUAUUACCAACAGUUUCCUAAGCUUAUCUCUGAAGAUGAAAAACAGGAGUUGGAGGAUCAAUUCAUGAAGUAUCAAGUAGACAAACUGCCAUUUCCAGUGGAAGAGGCAAGAGUGGACAAAGCUUGGCACUUGAUCUCCCAAAUUAAAAAAUGUCAACAGGGAAACCAAAAUGCAAUGUAUUGGUGAAAAUUGCCAAAGCAUCACUGGUGAUGUACCACAGUAAUGCUGGCUGUGAAAGUGUAUUCACACUAUUGUCAAAAAAAGAAGACUGAGUUAAAAUCAAGCUUGUCCACUUAAACACUGGGAGCACUCAUGACGAUGAGGGUGAUGAUGGCUGCAGCUGGAACAGCAUGAUAUGCCACUAAGCACUCCAGACAACUGCUUGAAAAAGUGAAGGGUUCAACAAGUACAAAUCUCAAAGGUGGAGGCAAAUAAAUAACAAUUACUUGUAAUUAAUAACUAUUUAAAAUCAAAUAACAGUACAUGACACAUACAAACACAAACAUGAUACAUGCAUAUGUAUGUCAUGUACUUGUAUGUGCCCCCGGUAAUGUAAAAACAUUGAGACAAAUAUCAAAGUGUCCCAUUAAUAAUGUCUGUGCGUCUUAAUGGGAGAGCAAAAUGAUUUUUCCUACAAGUUCAACAGGUAAUGCACAUUUUUUAACACGCGCAAUGUACAUGUAGUUCUGACAUUGUAAAUUUGAAAAAAUAUUACACAUUUCACGAUUUUUUUACUCGGCAAGGUUGGCAGGUACGCUGAAGGGAUGAACCUGGCGUCCAUCAGGAUGGGAUUGAUGAGGUGAAGGUUCACGGAAGCUAAGUUUAUGUAUUGUGUCAAUGUGCUUAACUUCCAACUCCGUCACCUUCACGAACUUCUGUGUGAAAAGAUGUUUGUCAUAAAGCUGGUGAUCUGCAGAGGCAGAAGCAGUCUUCCCAGAGAGGCACAGAGGGUAGCCAGAAGACGGGGUGACGUAUGGAGCCCCGACAGUGUAGGAAGCCAGUGAGCACUGUUGUUCCGGACUCGGGUGGUGGUGUGCCCGCAUGGUGUUGAAGUGUUGCGCCCAGACUCAGCUAGCCGGGCAAAUUUCGACCCUGAGUGCGCAGCUUCACUUAUCGUUGACUGCGAUGCUUCGGUGUUAAGUAGGGGAACUGAUCAUUCGGAUAUCGCAUGCACUGCAGCUCAGACCCUUGAAGAGUGGCAAGGGCUAACCCUGAAUUGAACCAAAGAUGGUAUUGCCAGCAGGGACGAGCUGUGGAAUCACAAGUUGAGAAAGAUGCCACUCGAUCUUCUGCAGACUGACUCCUGUUGGUCUAUAGGGGAAUGUGGGGUCUCGGAAUGAUGGCACUUCCUCUUGAACCCCAACAAACUCGGGGUCAUCCGGUUAACCCUAUACAUAGACCAAGGGACGAGGGGGACCGUGGUAUUGGAUCGCUCGCACCGCUUCAUGGAAACCCAACAAUCCCAGGGUCACUCCAUUGACCCUGUAUAUCAGUUGGUAGUAUAAUAGCAUAGUCAACAAUCUAUAGAAUGCACGCACAUAAGAGAAAAAUACCACCAAAACAAGAAAAUACACACAUUUACUCAUAAAUAUGGAAUGCACGUUUAUUACAAUAUGUUAUGGUUUAAUCAAAAUAUCACAAAGGUGUGGAAGUGAAACGGAAACUCGAUAAACUCGAAGAUGUCAACAAGAUGUCCAUUUAGAAUCACGCUAAGGAAAACAAAGACGAACAUCGAGGCCACUCCACUAUGCAUUGUGGGACUAGAGGGCGCACUACAGUUGAUCAGACGUUUUAGCGAAUUGAAUCAGACGUAAAGGAGUUUGCAUAUUCAGUGACUGUUUGGGGUAGGUUAAAAGCAGAAGACUAUUUUCUAGUGGUGGCUCUGGCUUAUUCCCUUUUACAUAGGAUUGGAAUUGUUUUUUUGUGUUGUAUUUUGCAGAAUAUCAUUUUUAAGUGUUUUAAGAUCUAACUUUUGACAAUAUUUAGAAUUUAUUGCUUUUAUUUUUAUGGCCUGUGGAAAGUGUAAUGAAAUAUAACAAGCGAGCCAAUAUGUAUUUUGCCCAUGAUUGUUCUCAGUUCAUGAAGGCUCACAUGCAAAGUGCAGCACAGAGGGAAGAGGGGAUGAAGGCAAUGGGGCACUUUAAAAAAUUAAACAAGAGGUAUGUUCUUCUGUGAAUGAACACAGUUGUUUCUGUCUCAAUUCUUCUCAGUUCAUUUUCCACCUAAGUAUGACAUUUCUUUACGAUGUGACAUUGUAAAACAGUUUUGAAUGAUGAGUCUUUAAAGUGAUGAGAGCUGUAUCCUGAUGAUGUUGUCGUGAUAUCAACAACAUAUUUUGAUUCUCAUCUAUAAUACUUCCUUAUCUAAUGAUCUGCAAGGUUUCAUCCAUUUCGCACAUGCACUUCAGAAGAUAUAGUGCUUUCAAGGAUGCACAUUCAAUGCCACAUGAUAUAAUGUCAAUUUUCAUCUAUCACACUUCUGUUUCUAGCUAUCUCCAAAGUUUCAACCCAUCGGACAUGUACUUCGAGAGAUAUUUUGCUUUGAAGAGUACACAUUUAUUAUGUCACGUGACUUAAACUUAAAAUCAUAACAUGAGGUAAAAUUUGUCUAUAACACAUCCCUUCUAGCUACCCACAAGUUACCCAACGGACACAUACAUCCAGCAAUACAUGUAUAGUGCUUUGGAGAGUGCACUCUUUAUGUCACAUGACCUGUUGCAUGAUGAUGUCAUAAUCAUAUGGUUCAAAUUUUUGUCUGUGACAUUUCCGUUUCUAGGCACCUGCAAAGUGUCCACUUAAUUGGACACAAGCUUCAGAAGAUAUGGAGAUCGGAAGUUUGCCCCUUCAACAUCAUGUCAGGUGACAUGAUGAUUUGUUGUCUUGAACUUUCUCAGGCUGGUGGACUGAGAGAGCGCACCUAAAAUAUAGUCAGCUUGAUCAAUAACAGUGCCGAAAACUGCCUGUUGAAGAAAAACGUGUACAAAACCUAAGGGGAAAAAUAAAAUAUUAUAUAUUCAAAUAUUAAUAAAAAAAAUCACAAGAUGACAUCAGCAUGAUGUCAUAAAUUUUGCAUAAUUUUUAGAUCAGGGUCUUUGUUGGCUGUAACUGUGAUGACAAUUGAUCGCUUAAUUACCAAAAUGGUGCCUUGAAAACAUACACGUAUAAAGUUAAUGGGCUAAAAAUACCUAUGCAUAAAAACCUGCACCUUUAAAUGCAUGUCACAUGAUUUGCAUUUGACUUCAAUGUUUUUUCUAAAACUCUUGGGUAUAUUUCAAAUCAAACAAAGAAGGGUAAGAAAACCUGAUUUCUCUUUUGUUCUCAUAGUAAUCCUCUGCCGAAGUUGACCGCUACUCACUCAUUAAGUUGGGUAAAUAGUGUGUAGUAGAAAACACGUACAAAACCUACAGAAAAAACUGCACUGUUUAUCUCAUGUCACAUGACCCCUAAUGAUGUUAUUAUGACAAUUUUGUUCGGGGGGGGGCCUCCCUGCGUGGAGGACUACAAGCCUGAACCAAUAUGAAACCAGUCAGAGCGCCAAAGUCUGGCAGUUGAAAAAUGUGUACAACCUAUGGGAAAAAUGAAAUACAGAGUAUUUAAAAAUAAUUAAAUCAUCAUCAUGACAUCAUCAUGACAUAAAUCUGUACUUAUUUUUGUAUUAGGGUCUUUGCUGUAACUUUAGAAUGAAUGAAUGAAUGAAUAUCGCAAAAUGAACACUUUUAAACAAUAAGCCCACUUCUGGUUUUGACCAGAAGGAAGGGUCAAGUGAUUUGACCCACACAAGAUGAAUUGACCCAAAUUUACUUUGGCACUUGCCAUAAACAGAAUGUUGGAGAAAUGUUGGAUACUGUAUGUACUGCGUCGACACCAUGGCGUGCGCGACAAACGGAGCCUCUGUUUCGAUGCAGACAUGCACAGAUGGCGCUAAAAUAAACUCCCUCCAUUGCACUCUUCAAAAAACCUGCUAAUAGCAUCACGCAAUUGUCGAGCGCCCUCUGCCGACAGGUUUAAAAUUCUGAAAAAUGAAUUUUGAACAGAUAUCUUUGGUGAAGGUUUGUGGAAUUGGCUGAAAAUAGGUGGAUAUGAUGACAUUUACCCAUUCAAUACCUGCGUGAAUUUUGGGGGCGACGAUGUCAUCACAUUUGUCAUCAAAUUCUUUAAAAAAUCAAUCGUGUGAAGCAUAAGCAUGAAAUACCCUUUAGCUGAUAGCUAAAACAUAAGAGUCCAUUGCUUCAAGUGAAUGACUGGCUCACCUAUUCACACACAUGAGGCGCCAAUGACAAAAUUACACCUUACUAUAUUUGCCUACUUGGGAAUCCCAUUAUACUAUACAAUGUGUAUUGGUGUCAAUGUGGUUGAACACAUUAUGUCUGCCUAUAACGAAGACUUCGCACAGUGUGUGAGGUAAAGUGCAUGAGGCAUACUCGGGGCCCUGAAAAUGCAUGUGGCGCUGAAGUCAGAUCACUUUGUAUUGAGUCCCAAAUGACCAAAAUGUUAUUCCAACGUUUAGCACUGAUUUGUAUGAAACACCAAAUGACCAACUUAUUUUACAUCCAAUAAAAUUUCUUCCAUACUGUUUUCUUGAUGAAUACAACAUUCACUUGCAUUGUACAUAUUCAAUUACAUUAAAACUUGGCAGGUUGCAAUCGAACGAUGUGUUGUAGAUGAUCAUUGACCUUGUGAACAUAAAAAUGACAUGAAGAGAUGACCAAUAACAUGAUGUGAAAGGUGCACUAUAUCCUGUGAACUACUUGUCUGCUUGGGUUCAAAUCUUGCAUUUAUCUUGAAAGCGGAGGGAUUUAGAUGGACAAUGACCUGAUGUAAUGAUGACAUCAUCAGAAGUUGAGGUGCACUCUGUACAGCACUAUAUCUCAAACUUUACAGAUAUCUUGAAAGGGAAGAGCUUUUGACAAAUAUUGGCCUGAUGGCGUAAGGACUUCAUCAUGUGACUGGUCAUUUGACAUUAAAGGUACAUUCUUUACAGCCCUACAUCUUGUGACCUAUAUAUCUGAUUGAGCUGAAAUUUUGUAGAUAGCUGGAAUGGGAAAUGUUAUAGACAAGGUGAUAUGCUGUAAAGGGUGCUAACUUUAAUUAGUUAUAUCUCCGAAAGGUUUUGAAUAUUUCCUCAUCGUGAGGUCACCAAAAUAUUACUAGAAACUUGGGGACCUCUUAGAUAGAUGUUUGGGCAAGAAAUGAGAAAUCCAAAUGUGGUGGUGUCUCCAAUGAAGGAAUGCCUUUUUCUCAAAGAAAAAAAAAAAGAAAAUGCAAUAAAAAAAGCCCUUUGCUCUGUCCUGAAGAUAGACUAUACCUAAAGUUUUAUUUCUUCCAUUUUCUCUGACCCACACCCUGCUCCUUUUGUGCACGUUUUUCUACCCAUUACUUUAGUGUUUUUGCAACUUUAGAUCUUCAUCAUACCUUUACCAAUGAAGGACCCUUUCCAUAGAUGCAUGUAUGUCUAGAACAAUGAAGUCAUUUGAUUUAUUAUUGAUGGUUCAAUAUUUAUUUCAGCCUAUUUACUUUGUUCACGUUUUAAGGCACCACUUUGGCAACUUAGCAAUCUGUGAUCAUCAUCAAAGUUACACCAAGCACAAACCUUAAAACAAAGAGAAUACUAAAAUAAUAACUCACGAUGACAUCAUCAAGUGAGUUAUCAAAUUUUGAAUAUUUAAAUAAAUAAAAUGUUAAAUUUUUAAAACUCUGCUUAAAUUUAACCAUGGCCUCCCACAACAUUCUGUUUGCAUGAAGUGGCAGAGUAUAAUUUGGUCUUCAAUAUAUCUCAUUUGGGUCAAAUCAUGUGACCCUUCCUUCUGGUCGAAACCGGAAGUGGGCUUAUUGUUUACAAGUGGUAACGGGUAUCAACUUGCUUUCAGUGGCGUUACUCUGUUGGGGGGUAGUAUUCUUCAUAAAUCGUCUAGUGAUGAUGUCACGUAAUUGUCAAGCACCCUCUGGUGACAGAUUGAAAACUCUUAAAAAUGAAUUUUGAAUAGAUGCCUGCAGCAAAGUUUAUCAAAAUUGCCUGAAAAUUGAUGUCGAUGAUGAUACUUACUCUUUUAAGACAUGUAUGAAAUUUUGGGUGGAUGGCAUCAUUAGACCAGCAGUUACUUUGAAAAGCUUCUUAAAAAUUUGGUUAAAAAUCAACCAUAACCAAUUUAAGCGUGAAUUGUCCAUUAGAUGAUGGAUAUUAUAAACAAGUCGACUGCAUGGAGUGCAUAACUCGUGUACUUCUUGACACAGAUGAAGCGCCGACAACAAAACCUCCUUACAAUAUUUGUAAGCGCGAAAAUCCCAUUCUUAUGCUGUGCAUUGGCUACUGUGUCCACAGCUGCGAAAUAUUUGCCUGUAAUCUAAGCAGUAUUAUGAGGACGUCAUCAAGUCACUUAUUAUUGAUUGUCAAUAUUUAUUUCAGCCUGCUGACUUUGUGCAUGUUUUUGAGGCAUCUUUUUGGUUACUCGACUACAUUUGAUCAUCAUCAAAGUUGAACCAAGCACACACCUUACAGCAAAGAUAAUGUGAAAAUAAUAAUGUCACAAUAACAUCAAGUGAUUUUUUAGGAAAUUUUGGAACUUUUAAUAUCGAGUUAAUUAUUAAAAAUCCAUAUAAAAUAAACCAUGGACUCCUCCAAUCGUCUGAAAAUUGGUGUGGAUGAUGAUCUUAACCCAAUUAACACGUGUGAAAUUUGGGGCCGAUGACAUCAUCAUAUUGGAUGUUAUAAUAAAAAGUCCUUUUAUUCUUCAGAAUUCGGAAAAAAUAAACCAUAACAGAUUUAAGCAUGAAUCGUCCAUUAGAUAAUAACAAAGCACUAGUUUUGAAAAAGGCCCCCCCCACAAAAAAUAAAAAGAAUGCUUUUUUACAGAAUUAUGAAAAAAAGACAAAUUUUAAAACAAAUGCUGUUUCAGCCAGUGGCCUGAACAACUAAAAUAAGGACAAAAAGAAUGCCUUUUUUGCAAAAUUGCAAAAAAGACUUCACCCCCCAAAAAAGAAUUAAAAUGCCAAAAGAGAACAAAAAGAAAUCCUUUAUCCCAAAAUCGGGAAAAAAGAGGUACUCAUUCUGACCUUUGGUACACGACUACCAAAUUCAGUUAAGAUCCUGCCUGAACUUUUUGAACUCAUGAGCUCAAGAUUAGUGAGUAGGCCUACUGCUAUUACAGUGUACACUGUCACCGUCAUGGAAAUGAGCAAUUUAAAAAAUGUCAUGAUUGCCUGGCAUUGACUAAUAAUACAGUAGUACUGCUGGGAUACGAUACCAUCGCCACACUGUCUUGUGUUCCUAGAGUUUGUCAUUUUUGCACUUUUAUUUGCACUAUUUACAACAAUUUGAAGAAACCUCCGACAAUGCGUUGGCCAGAUCCACCUGUUCUGCACCAAGUGCAAGUGGAUACGAGCACUGCCUUACGUUCCAAACAUCUGUAAGAAAUAUUUCAAGCAUCAACCUAUCAAUCUAAACUGAUGUGCCACAGGCUUACAAAUAAAAAAAAAUGUAUGCCUCCCAGGAUAACUCUAAAUUUUGUUUCAUUUAGCACUAUUUUGAAUACUAUGAUUUCAAAUAAUAUUUUAGAGAGAAUGUUAACCAAAUUUUGUGAUGUGUAAAAUUUACCAUGUCAACACUAUUUUGUGUAAAUAUCUCUUCUAUAUGUUAGUGGAAGAGGUGAACAACAACAACAACAAAAUAUUUGUACCGACACAACUAAGAAAGGAGUGGAUUAAAUUGACCCUUUUGUAUUGCAUAUUCGUUUCUCAGUUUGGCUGAGUAUGCCAAUCGCAACAAAGAUGGCACAUGCACAUUACAUUGUGCUCAUUGCACAAUGAGCCACAGGAUUAAGGGUGACCAAACCCUUUAAUGAGAAAAAGCCUUGGAUAUAGCCAGGAAAUUGCUCGACCUUCAAGAUUUUAAAUCAAGAGGCUUGUCAGCUUAGCUAUAGCAUGCACAAGCCAAAUUUGAAAUUUCUGUGCUACAUAUUUCCCAAGCUAUCUCCCUGACAAGAUUCCUAUUGUUUUAUCCAUUGUGACCUUGACCUUUGAGUCCAAAAUGCAAUAGGCAUCUUAAGAUCAUCAAUAGCAAUCCACAAACUAAAUGUAGAUUCAUACGCAGAAUAUUUCUCAAUUUAUCAUGCUGCGAAGAUUUCUUUUGUUUUAGGCACUGCAACCUUGACCCUUCAUUCUUGAAUUCAAUAGGCUUGGCAGAACUAUGGAUAGCAGUCCGCAAAACAAAUUUGAAAAUUAUACACGAGGUAUUUCUCAAGUUAUCAUGUUGACAAGAUUUUUACUGUUUUAGCUAUUUCAACCUUGAUCUUUUGGGACCAAUAUUCAAUAGGCAUUUUAGUAUCACCAACACUGAUCCACAAACCAAAUAUGAAGUUAAUAAAAAUCAAAGUAUUCCCCGAGUUAUUGCACGGACAAAAGUUAUGUUUUUUAGCCAUUCUGACAUUGACCCUUGUGUUUUGGGAUCCAAAUUAAACAGACUUCUUAAGAUUACCAAGAGCAAUCUGCAAACAAAUUAGAAGUUCAUAUGAAAGGUUAUUCUCAAGUUAUCAUGCUGACAAGAAUAUUCUGGACACUCACACUUACCUUACAUACCUACGGUGGACAUUCCUUUCUUUUUGUGCAGUUAAGAAAACUCGGGGAAAAUACUCAUUUUUCUUGAACUGGGAACACAAUCUUCAGAUGCCUUUUUGUACAAGGUUUUCUCGGCUAUUCCUCUUGAGACAGAUGACCCCUACCCUAAAAUGCCUCUAAACUUCUUUUUCAGAGAAGGGGAAAUGUCCUGUGGACGUGUGCAAGUCCACAGGACGUCUUCCUUUCCUGCAUCAUGUAGACAUCUUUGGUUCACAAGUCCACAAUAGGUAUGUAUUAGCGCACCCCCACACAACGCCAUUGCACCCUACAUUAUGUGGACUUCUUUUGUGCAGAGGUCCACACUAUGCAUGCCAUGCCCCUAUACACUCGGAAAUACCUGUUGUACAUAUAAAGAAAGUGUGGACAUUCCUGUGUUCUCCUGUGGUUAAGGAAACCAGAGUUAACCGCUCCUUUUCUCCAACUAGGAUAAAUCCUUCGAGCUAGAUUUACAUUUUCCCAAUAACCACUGUUAUAUUGCAUUACUCUAGCUUUGAAUCGAAUUUGGUGCUUCUGUCAUAAAAUAUAUGAGAGUUUUGCUGUACUACUCCACUUUGGCUGAAAAGGGUAGGGUCAGCAAAAUCUGCACCGGAGAGGCUAAUUUAAGACAGAAAGCUCAUCUACCACUCAAAUCAGAGCCCAAGAACUGACUGUCCUCUAAUUGAAAAGAAGGCUUUCUCUUUGAGAAUAAAUAGACUUUUAAA
Molecule: messenger RNA, 17868 nt
Organism: Acanthaster planci (crown-of-thorns starfish)
Lineage: Eukaryota; Metazoa; Echinodermata; Asteroidea; Valvatida; Acanthasteridae
Product: platelet glycoprotein Ib alpha chain-like
Source: RefSeq, a predicted model, not a curated record